UGAAUAAAUUAUUAGAGAUACAACCCAAAUGAUAUGUUGAUAUAUAUGAUGUGGAAUUUCAUAGAAAAUUCAAGCCAGAACUAAGUUCAUCCAUUCUCAGCCUCAAGGUGCCCAAAUUUUCCCUCUUAUCUACUACUUGGACAAAACAUGGCCCCACCUUAGCAUAUAUGAAUAUUUACAUUUAUUUAUAUAGUUUUAUAUAACAAACUUCUGCUCAGAGCAGAGUGCACUGGCACCACAGCUCUUCCUUCUGCUAUAUUUCACCAAACUAUAUCAAAAUUCUCCUUGGUGGUGGUUUCUUUGGUGUGAAAAAAGUCCAACAACUUGCUUGAAUUUCAAAGAGGUUGUUGAAAUUUCAAGCAAGUGAAGAUGGAUUAUGUCAAUGGACCAGGAAGGAACCAUCUGUUUGUUCCAGGACCAGUUAACAUACCUGAUCAGGUCAUUCGUGCGAUGAGCCGGAACAACGAGGACUAUCGCUCUCCUGCGAUUCCAGCUCUCACAAAAACUCUACUUGAGGAUGUCAAGAAGAUUUUCAAGACUACUAGUGGAACACCAUUUCUUUUCCCUACAAGGGACUGGUGCUUGGGAGAGUGCUCUGACAAACACAUUGUCGCCCGGAGAUCGUACUGUAUCGUUCUUGAUUGGCCAAUUCAGUUUGCUUUGGAUUGAUCAGCAGCAACGCCUUAAAUUCAAUGUUGAUGUUGUCGAAAGUGAAUGGGGAAAAGGUGCCAAUCUUGACAUUCUGGAAUCAAAACUUGCUUCUGAUUCUGCACACACUAUAAAGGCUAUUUGCAUUGUUCAUAAUGAGACAGCAACUGGUGUCACGAAUAACUUGGCCAAAGUGAGACAGAUUCUUGAUGCCUACCAGCAUCCAGCCCUCCUCCUUGUUGAUGGCGUGUCAUCCAUUUGUGCGCUUGAUUUCCGUAUGGACGAAUGGGGAGUAGAUGUGGCCAUAACUGGUUCUCAAAAAGCUNUUUCCCUUCCAACUGGGAUAGGAAUUGUUGUUGCAAGCCCUAAAGCUAUUGAGGCUUCAAAAUCUGCUAAAUCACUUAGAGUUUUCUUUGAUUGGAGUGACUACCUCAAAUUCUACAAGUUGGGUACCUAUUGGCCGUACACUCCUUCCAUUCAGCUUCUCUAUGGUCUCAGAGCUGCUCUUGAUCUCAUUUUUGAGGAAGGACUUGAUAAUGUAAUUGCAAGGCACAGUCGUCUGGGUAAAGCAACCAGACUUGCUGUGGAGGCAUGGGGUUUGAAGAAUUGCACUCAAAGUGAAGAGUGGUACAGUGACACAGUGACUGCUGUUGUCGUUCCUCCUUACAUUGAUAGUGCUGAAAUUGUUAGAAGGGCAUGGAAGAGAUACAAUUUGAGCUUAGGUUUGGGACUAAACAAAGUUGCUGGCAAGGUUUUCAGAAUUGGCCAUCUUGGCAACCUCAAUGAGUUGCAACUCUUGGGAUGUCUUGCUGGUGUGGAGAUGAUACUGAAAGAUGUGGGUUACCCAAUAAAGUAUGGAAGUGGAGUUGCUGCUGCCAGUGCAUAUUUACAGAACAAUAUUCCUCUCAUCCCUUCAAGGAUUUGAGUUACAGGCCAUUCUUGUAAUUAUUUCUCUUUCUGCUCUUUCAAGAUAUCUGUAAAAUACAUAUGUAUUAUUAUUAUUAUUAUUAUUCCCUUUUGCACUCUUUUUAAGAUGAACACAUUUUCCAUAUUUAGUUUUAAUGGUAUUGUUUCUCAUUGUCCUGUA
Cicer arietinum (chickpea) is the source of this 1735-nucleotide messenger RNA. NCBI's taxonomy places the organism in Eukaryota, Viridiplantae, Streptophyta, Magnoliopsida, Fabales, Fabaceae. The record is from RefSeq and is a predicted model, not a curated record.